Messenger RNA from Lactuca virosa, 861 nucleotides. The record is from the annotation of a GenBank genome assembly. NCBI's taxonomy places the organism in Eukaryota, Viridiplantae, Streptophyta, Magnoliopsida, Asterales, Asteraceae.
AUGUCUUUUCUGACUCCUCCUCCUCCUUUGACCGACGAAGAAAUUUUUCUUACGGACAUAGUUGGUUGCUCUCGGGGCUUGGUGUGCUUGUGUGGCUGGGCUCCUGAUUCGGGUGACACUUGGAGAAGGAUUAAUGUGGCUCUACUUUGGAACCCUUCGAUUAGAAAAUCGGUUGUUGUUACUGUGCCUACCGGAUCAAGUGGUUUAGGUUUUGGGGUUUGUCCUGUGACCAAUGACCCUAAGAUUGUGUCAAUUAAACGCUCUUCUUGGAAAACCAGGUAUCAUUGUGAAGAAGUUACGGUUUACAGCUUGAGCUCCGGUAAAUGGACAGCUCUAUCCACCAAUCUCCCCACUCAACUAAUUCGAGAAUCACUUGGUAGGGCGGUAGUUACUGAUGGGUUUAUAUAUUGGGGUGUUGAGUUUACGUCUCGUUACAUGAUUAUGUCAUUUGAUUUGACUAGUGAGAGUUUUGAAAUGAUAGACCUCCCUGAUAAUUUAGCUCUCCAAGAUCACGUGCUUGUGUGCAUUUCUAAGCGAAGGGACUCUGUUGCUCUGCUUCAAUAUGCUGAAAGCAACGAUAUAGACUUCUGUAAUGUAUGGAUGAUGGAGCAUGGUGCCACUGCUCAUAGAUCGUUUACAAAGCUAUUCACUGUAAUAACACCUAACGACAUAAUGGGAUUUAGGAAGAAUGGUGUACCUAUCAUUUUUAUACAUGAUCAUGAUGAUGAUGAUGAUGAUUUUCCGGCUAAACUUAUUGUUUAUGAGCCCAACUUACAACACAACGGUUAUCUUGAGAUUUGUCCACCAGCUAUCUUAUUGAAUUCCUACAUGGAAACCCUACUUUUGCUCGAUCAAGUCUGA